UUGGCUCACACUUCACACACAGACAGAGAGGAAUUUUUGCCUUUAUUCAUGUUCGCACUUCACAGUUCACGCCUUUUCUCUCAUUCUCUUUUAUCUUAUGAUUCCUUCUUUCUCCCCAAGUUGAUCUCCUGUCAUAGGAUAGGUGCACAAGAAGAACGCACCACCUUAGGCCUUAAGGCUAACCUCAUCCCCCAUUCAGUACUUAAUUGCAUUUUUCUGGCGUUUCCCUUUUAUGCAAUGACACUUUCUUUAUAUAUUGAGAAAAUAGUUCUUUCACUGUUAAUGCUCAUCUUCUUAUUCUUUUGUUUCGACUUCUGUUGCUGGUUCUCAAAGAUUUUCUAUUAGGAGUUGUUUUUUUAGCUUGGGCUUAGAGAAAGUUUUGGUUUUUAAGGAAGGUCUGAACUAAGAAAAAGGAAGAGAAAAAAUGGCAGGAGGAGGGGGUGGUGGUGGAGGAGGUGGAGGAGGAGGAGGUGGUGGCGGAGGAGCUGCACCACCACCAAAGCAAGAUGAAUUACAGCCGCAUCCAGUUAAGGAGCAGCUGCCUGGGGUUGCUUAUUGCAUUACUAGUCCUCCUCCUUGGCCUGAGGCUAUAUUAUUGGGAUUUCAACAUUACUUGGUGAUGCUUGGGACAACUGUUCUCAUACCAACCUCUCUAGUUCCUCAGAUGGGAGGCGGAAAUGAAGAGAAAGCAAAGAUGAUUCAGACAUUGCUAUUUGUGGCUGGGGUGAACACAUUGCUUCAAACAUUGUUUGGUACCCGUUUACCAGCAGUGAUUGGAGGUUCCUAUACCUAUAUGCCAACCACCAUUUCCAUCAUCUUGGCUGGCCGCUAUACUGACAUUGUAAAUCCUCAAGAGAAAUUUGAGAAGAUAAUGCGUGGAAUCCAAGGUGCCCUCAUUGUUGCCUCGACCCUUCAGAUUGUCCUCGGAUUUAGUGGCCUUUGGCGUAAUGUUGCAAGGUUCUUAAGUCCUCUGUCAGCUGUUCCCCUGGUUGCUCUCUCUGGCUUUGGACUCUAUGAGUUUGGAUUUCCUGUGCUUGCCAAAUGCAUAGAGAUAGGGUUACCAGAGAUCAUUCUUCUCUUAGUUUUUUCACAGUAUAUACCUCAUAUUACACGUGGGGAGCGGCAAGUGUUUGACCGCUUUGCUGUCAUAUUCUCAGUUGUGAUUGUGUGGAUAUAUGCUCACCUGCUGACUGUUGGUGGAGCAUAUAAGAACAGUGGACCAAAAACUCAAAUAAGCUGCCGGACCGAUCGCGCUGGGAUUAUAGGUGCUUCUCCUUGGAUAAGAGUUCCAUAUCCUUUUCAAUGGGGAGCUCCCACAUUCGAUGCUGGAGAAGCUUUUGCUAUGAUGGCAGCUUCAUUUGUUGCUUUAGUAGAGUCUACUGGUACCUUCCUUGCUGUUGCAAGAUAUGCAAGUGCAACUCCAAUGCCCCCUUCCAUUCUUAGCCGUGGUAUCGGUUGGCAGGGUAUUGGCAUUCUCUUUUCUGGGAUAUUUGGAACUGGGAAUGGGUCAUCCGUUUCAGUCGAGAAUGGCGGUUUGUUGGCAAUGACACGUGUCGGAAGUAGAAGAGUUGUCCAGAUAUCUGCAGGGUUCAUGAUCUUCUUCUCCAUCCUUGGAAAAUUCGGAGCUGUUUUCGCUUCAAUUCCAGCUCCAAUCAUUGCAGCUUUAUAUUGUCUUUUCUUUGGAUACGUUGGUUCAGGGGGUCUCAGCUUGCUUCAAUUCUGUAACUUAAACAACUUCAAAAUAAAGUUUAUAUUAGGUUUCUCUGUUUUCAUGGGACUAUCAAUACCGCAGUACUUCAACGAGUACACAGCAAUUAACGGUUUCGGUCCAGUUCACACCGGCGCCAGAUGGUUCAACGACAUGAUAAAUGUGCCGUUCUCAUCCGAAGCAUUUGUUGCGGGUUCAUUGGCGAUGUUUCUCGAUGUGACGUUGCACGGGAAAGAAAAUGCGACUAAGAGGGAACGUGGCAUGCACUUGUGGGAGAAGUUCAAAUCAUUUAAAAAAGAUGCAAGAAGUGAGGAGUUCUAUGCCUUGCCUUUCAAUCUCAACAAGUUCUUCCCAUCAGUGUGAAGUUGGACACAGCUUAUAAGCUUGAUGCUCAAGCCAUGCAUGCAACCUCAAUACUACGCUUCCAUCACUAGAAACUCCAUCUUUGCCCAUUUUCACCAAUUCCCGACUCCAUGAUGAAAAACAAACAUACGCUGGUGCAAAGUAGUGCUGCAAACAAAUAUGUACAUUCAGUGGUACUUCCAUAUCGCCUUAAAUCCCAAAAUGCUGAAUGCUAUUACAUUACAACUCACAAGCAGAUUAUUUAGGACAUCUUACAUAACCUAGUGCGUAUGUCCAUUAUUGGACUUUUAUUAAGGCCCAAUGAACCAUCUCCAAACUCUACCGUCCUUCAGAUUAUUGGGUUCAAAUUUAUUUGUAGUUUUCUCCUGCGGGUCAAUAUUUGAUGUUUGGUUUUUUCCA
Messenger RNA from Gossypium raimondii (Peruvian cotton), 2470 nucleotides. Its product is annotated as nucleobase-ascorbate transporter 7. The record is from RefSeq and is a predicted model, not a curated record. NCBI's taxonomy places the organism in Eukaryota, Viridiplantae, Streptophyta, Magnoliopsida, Malvales, Malvaceae. Gene Ontology annotation, biological process: transmembrane transport. The transcript is spliced from 15 exons. Bases 425 to 2071 code for a protein of 548 amino acids. Gene Ontology annotation, molecular function: transmembrane transporter activity. Gene Ontology annotation, cellular component: plasma membrane; plasmodesma.